This is a messenger RNA of Larimichthys crocea (large yellow croaker), 5478 nucleotides long. It is a transcript of the gene f8, whose product is annotated as coagulation factor VIII, procoagulant component. The record is from RefSeq and is a predicted model, not a curated record. NCBI's taxonomy places the organism in Eukaryota, Metazoa, Chordata, Actinopteri, Sciaenidae. Gene Ontology annotation, molecular function: oxidoreductase activity; copper ion binding; signaling receptor activity. Gene Ontology annotation, cellular component: plasma membrane. The transcript has 27 exons. Bases 49 to 5046 code for a protein of 1665 amino acids.
CCAACAGGAGGAGUAUCAGAGCCGGGCCAGUGUUUGACCCGGGACACGAUGGAUCUGACAGGUGCGCACACUGCGAUCACUGCGACACUUCUUCCUCUGCUGCUGCUGCUGCUGCUCUGCUCGUCCGGCGGAGACGCGCAGCAACCUGCUGGUGCUGUAAGAGAGUACUAUGUAGCAGCUGUGGAAAUCGGCUGGGACUAUAUCUACCUGGACGAUGCUGACCCAGCGUCCGAAGAAAGGAGGAGACUCAAAGACAUUCCUCAAAAAUACAUCAAGGCAGUUUACAGGGAGUAUACAGACUCCACAUACACUGUCCCAAAGCCAAGACCAGCAUGGACAGGUAUCCAAGGCCCGGUGAUAGUUGCCCAGGCGGGCGAUACAGUGAUGGUCCACUUCAAAAAUCUGGCCUCUCAGCCCUACAGUAUCAGCCCUGUGGGGAUCACCUACUGGAAACAGUCAGAAGGAGCAGGGUAUGACGACUCCACAGCAGGCGAGGAGAAGGAGGAUGAUGCCGUCUUUCCAGGAGGAUACUACAAAUACGUGUGGGACAUCAGCUUUAAUGACGGCCCCACUGCCAGUGACCCUGAGUGCCUCACCUACUCCUACUCAUCCCAGGUGGACACAGUCCGAGAUGUAAACUCAGGACUCAUCGGUGCCCUACUCAUCUGCAAAUCAAGUGCCUUCACAGCUGAUGGCCAGAGAAGAAAUCCAGCAUUCGUCCUGUUGUUUGCAGUGUUUGACGAGACCAAGAGUUGGUAUGGAGAGGUAGGAGAGAGGAUGAGCAGAGAGAAGUUCAGGAGGAGCAAGGACAGGAAGGAAUACCACACCAUCAAUGGAUAUGUCAACUCUACGUUACCCGGUUUGAAAAUGUGUCAGGGCCGUAGUCAUGUGUCUUGGCAUAUGAUUGGGAUGGGCACAGCUCCAGAAAUCCACUCCAUUCAGUUUCAAGAUCACUCUCUGGAGGUGUUGAACCAUCGUAAAGCCACCAUGGAGGUGACUCCUAUGACAUUCAUCACUGCAGAAAUGAGACCUGCUGCUAUAGGCCGCUUCCUUAUCAGCUGUCAGAUAUAUGCUCACCGCCACGAUGGUAUGAACGCUUUGUUCAUGGUGGAGAAAUGCGCUGAGCCUGGCAGUCAGUCGGGACUAAACAUGCGUAACCCUCAGGACAAUGAUGACUACAGUGACGACGAUAUGUUCAACACUAUUAGUUUCCAGCCUAAGAAACCACAAAUGCAAGCCAGAGCCUUCAGGGGACAGCUGUCUAAAACCUGGGAGCAUUAUAUCGCCAUUGAAGAGGUCACCUGGGACUAUGCUCCUCACCUCAAACCCACAGACAGUAAGUUGCAGUCUGGAUAUUUGCCUGCAGCACCACAUCCUCUGGGCUACAGGUAUAAAAAGGUGGUGUACGUGGAAUACACAGAUGGAUCUUUCACUCAGAGGAAGAAUGCUGAAGACACACUGAUGGGUCCACUUCUGAAAGGAAAAGUCAAUGAUCAAAUCCAUAUCACUUUGAAAAACAUGGCCAGUCGCCCUUUCAAUAUCUACCCCAAUUGCCUAAUCAAGAUCUUACCACUGCGAAGUUCCACAAAUGCUGCAGAGCAGGACUUGCACUCCAUGGGAGUGCCCCCCAAUGGGACUUUUGGCUACAUUUGGAGGCUAACAACAGAUGAUGGGCCCCUGAAUGGAGACCCUGAGUGUCUGACCCAUCUGUAUCAAAGCACCAUCUCCCCAGAGAGGGACUUGGCUUCCGGUUUGGUGGGCACCCUACUUAUCUGCAAGAGCAAUGCUAUUGACACCAGAGGAUCCCUGGUUAGCCCAGAUAAAGAGUGGAGCUUAAUAUUUGCUAUGUUUGAUGAGAACAAAAGUUGGUACGUCAAUGAAAACAUCCAGAAGUCUGGGCAAAACACCACGGACCUUGAAUCCUACAACUCCAAUGUCAUUUACAGUAUAAACGGCAUCAUGUUUAGUGGGCGUCAGUUUGUGAUUUGUAAAACUGACGUUACCUUCUGGCAUGUGGUCAAUGUGGGUACCCAGAGUGACUUCCUGUCUGUUUACUUCACGGGAAACCCCUUUCAGUACCAAGGCCUCUACCAGUCUGUCCUCACCCUCUUCCCCAUGACUGGUGUGACAAUUACCAUGGAAGCUGAGCUGAUUGGUGAGUGGGAGAUCAGUGCUUUUGAUGGCAGCCUCAAGAACCAGGGGAUGAGCAUCCAUUACACCGUCCGCCCUUGCGACAGUGGAAACGAUAUAGUAGAUCAUGAUAACGACGAUGAUGAUGAUAUCUCAGACUUUAUUGAUAGCUUAUAUCAGCCGAGGGGCAGAAGACCUCAAAACCGCAGGGAGAUGGUUCAAGAGUGCAAUACCACCCUAACAAACAACAAUACCGAAUCAGUAAACAUAUCCGUUCAAAAUGUCACUGACGAUACAACUGACAGGCCUCAUGCCAAAUUCCAGUCAGGAUGUGAGCUGAAAAAUGUAACAUCACAGGAAGGAGAAGACCCCAACGCAGUGUUGGAAGGAGAAAUCCCGCAGGACAUCUUGGAGGAAAUAGAGCUAGAUGGGGAAUGGGCAGCUUCUCAGAAUGGGACUGAACCUGAAAAACUGAGAGGUGGCCGACGGAGAAGACAGGCAGAGGGCAAUGAGACAGAUGUAGAUGGAGGAGGAGGAACAGAGAUAGAGAUUGGGGAACCGGCUGUGGAAAAUAAGACCGCCACUGGUGCUGAGGUAAAAUCUAAGGAAAGGAGUGAAAUGUCAAGUGUUUAUAAUGAGACAAAAGGAGAACUUGAAGAGAGCAACGAGAUCUUACAGAACAGCAAUCCACUGCAGAACAAGAAGGACUCAACUGUAGAACCAACCAAUUCAGAAGAGAUGGACCAAAACUACAUUCAGUCUAAACCUGAGCGGCUUAGAGCAGCAGGUCACGAAUUCAACGACACCGCUAACAACAACACAACAGAGAUAUAUAUGUCCCUUGAUUAUGAUGACUACAGUGAAGAGGUGAACAGCCCAUCAGAUCUAUUUCCCACAAUGAACAUAAACCCACGCUCGGGAGAGGUCAGAUUUCACCACUAUUACAUUGCUGCAGAGGAGAUCACCUGGAACUACGGCAUCAGAAAACCACAUCAACUCAUCAAACCCAGAGAGAUGCGUCGAGGGAUGAGAAAGUUCCUGCCAGAGUACAAAAAGGUUGUGUUCCGGGCCUACGAGGAUGAAAAGUUCCUGGUUCCUGUGGACAUAGGAGAGCUCCAGAAACAUCUGGGAAUCAUGGGACCUUUCAUCAGAACAGAAGUUAAUAAUCUCCUCACUGUGAUCUUUAAAAACAAAGCAUCCAGGCCUUACUCCUUUCACCUCCACGGAGUUUAUGACCGCAGCCAGGGGGCUGGCAGUGCCCAAAACCAUGGCUCCUCUGCUCCACCCGGGGUCCCAGGAGAGCCUGUGGCUCCUGGGGAAGCACGAACAUAUAACUGGAGAAUAACCAAGAAACAAGGACCAACUGAUACUGAAUUUGACUGUAAGACUGGGGCUUACUACUCCACUGUGGACAAGGAGAGGGACCUUCAUUCGGGUCUGAUUGGUCCUCUAGUGAUCUGUAAGCCCGGGACCCUCCUGCCCCCCGACUUCACACAGCCAAACAUUCCAGAGUUCGCACUCCUCUUUCACACCUUUGAUGAAACUAAAAGCUGGUACAUGGAGGAGAGCCUGCAACAGCACUGUGCACCACCAUGUCAGGCCAACACUGAGGACCCUUGGUACCACAUCAGCAAUAAGUUUGCAGCAAUAAAUGGUUAUGUAGCAGAGUCGCUUCCUGGUCUGUUGAUCGCACAGCACCAGCAAGUCAGAUGGCAUCUGCUGAAUGUAGGAAAUGACGAAGAGUACCAUGCUGUACACUUCCAUGGUUUGCCCUUUACUGUCCACACUAAAGCGGAACACCGUAUGGGGGUGUACAAUCUCUUCCCUGGAGUGUUUGGCACGGUGGAGAUGAGACCCCCCACAGUUGGAACAUGGCUGGUGGAGUGCACUAUAGGGGACUACCAAAUGGCUGGCAUGAGGGCUAAACUACUGGUCUAUAACCCACGGUGCGUCUUGCCUCUGGGGAUGAAAUCUGGAAGGAUCGAGGAUUCCCAGAUUACAGCAUCAGACCACAUAAAUAACUGGCAGCCGUCGCUGGCAAGGCUGGAUCAGUCUGGUUAUUAUAAUGCCUGGAUGGGCAGAAACAACAAGUCGUGGUUACAGGUUGACCUUCAGAAAGCCACCCUGCUGCAUGCUGUGGAGACACAGGGGGUCAGGGCAAAGCUGAGGGACAACUACAUCACGGUCUUCACCGUCUCCUACAGCCUGGACCUGGAAACCUGGAACUUUUACAGAGGGAACACGACCAACCCGAUCAAAGCCAAAGCUACAGUAUUUCAUGGCAACAUGGAUAACUCUAAGGUGAAGAAAAAUCUCUUUACUCCACCAUUUGUUGCUCGAUACAUCAGGAUUCAUCCAGUGUACUAUAGGCAAAGGCCUGCUCUCAGACUGGAGCUGCUGGGCUGCGAUCUCAAUAGCUGUUCAAUGCCUCUCGGGCUCCAGAGGGGACAGAGGGGGCAGAUUAGUGACACCAGUUUCAAGGCAUCCUCAUUUUAUUCACAUCGGCUGCUGCCCAGCUGGACCGCAAGCCUCGCCCGCCUCCAUGAGGAAGGUAGAGCCAAUGCUUGGAGGCCAAAGAACAAUAACCCCCACGAGUGGCUGCAGGUUGACUUGGGGAAAAUAAAACGCAUCACAGGGGUUGUGACUCAAGGAGCACGAUCAUUGUUCACCCAAAUGAUGGUGACAGAGUUCUCAGUGACCGUCAGCCACGAUGGACAAUCCUGGAACAGUGUGUUAGAGGAGGACACCCAAAGAGAAAAGAUCUUCACAGGAAACAAUGACUCAGAAGUGGAAGCCUUCAACAUUUUUGAUCCCCCGCUGUUUGGCCGCUACCUCCGUAUCCACCCGCGGGGUUGGAUCAAUGACAUAGCUCUGCGAUUGGAGGUCCUGGGCUGCGACACACAGCAGAGGCACUGACACCACUGGUUAAAGCCACUGACACCAUGCAACAUCAUGUUAGUAACAUAGUGUAUCCUGGUUUUAUUUUGGAUUUGUAACUUUGGCAAAACUUAUUAAGUUAUAUAUUAUAUGUCACUGUUUGUGUAAGACAUGUUUGUUUACAUUUCCACCGUUUUAAGAACAUUUGGUCAUUUAAUGCAGAAAAAGAGCAAAGAAUCAUGUUUGUCAAUCGAAAAUAUAUAUUUUUAGAUGUCAGCUACACAGUACACAGUAUCUGUUUUCCCUGUGCUAACCACAGAAAAAGCUCUUCGAAUGUAAGCGUGUGUAAAUAUUUCAGACUCAGAUGGAUGUAUAAAGUUUGAAAGGUUGAUGUAUAUUGUUGGAAAAAUUUCUAUUAAUGUAUUUUUCUGCUUUAUUAGAAUUUAUAUAAACAAUGAAUCUUGAAAUGUU